AAGUUAAAAGCUUUUACCACCCUGCAGCUCUGCAGAACACCCACCACGGAAGAAAGGCAGAACACCAUCGUACAGCAGUGAGAUAAUGAAAGCAAGGCGGUGAAGUGAACGGCGAUAACGAAAACGAGAGACGCUGAAGGUGAGCGCCGAUUGUCACAACUCAUCCAACUGUCGAACUUUACGAAAACGCACGCCCAGAUGGAGUUGUGGCGCCAGUGUGCACUGUGGCUGAUCGAAUGCCGCGUUCUGCCUGACAACCACAGGGUCACUUGGGAGGGCGCACAGGUGUGUGACCUGGCUCAGGCGCUGCGAGAUGGCGUGCUGCUGUGCCAGUUGCUAAACAACCUGCUGCCUCAGGCUGUCAACCUGAGAGAGAUCAACCUGCGCCCCCAGAUGUCCCAGUUCCUGUGCCUGAAGAACAUCCGGAUGUUUCUGGGAGUGUGUCAGGAGAAGUUUAAUCUGAGAAAGAGUGAAUUGUUUGAAGCCUUCGACCUGUUUGACGUACGAGACUUUGCAAAGGUCAUAGACACAUUGUCCAUCUUGUCCCAUUCAUCUAUUGCUGUACAGAGAGGACUGCAGCCUUUUCCUUUGGGAGGAAGCAAACCUGAUGAUGAAAUCUACAGCGGCCUGUCUGAUCAGAUAGAUGACACCGUGGAUGAGGAUGAUGACCUGUAUGACUGUGUGGAAGAUGACGAGAACGAAGGCGAUGAGAUCUACGAGGACUUGAUGCGGACGGACGAACAGCCAGAAACUCUGCAGAAGACUGGAGUGGACAAAAGGGAAUGCUGCCUGCAGGAGAUCAGACAGACCGAAGAGAAAUACACACAUACACUGGAAUCUAUAUUACUGCACUUUAUGAGGCCUCUUCAGAAGUUCCUCCAGUGUCAAGACAUCGAAAGUAUCUUUAUCAACAUAGAGGAUUUAGCAAAGGUGCAUCAAAAUUUAUUUGAGGACGUCCAGAGAUCAAUCCUAAAUAAAGGAGCCAAGAAUCUCUACCAGGUGUUCUUAAACUACAAAGAAGGGCUUUUACUGUAUGGGCAUUACUGCAGUCAGGUAGAAAUGGCGACCAAACAUCUAGACAACCUUUCCAGUCAGAGGGAGGAUAUCAGGAUGAAAUUAGAGGAGUGUUCCAAGAGGGCCAAUAGCGGCCGUUUUUCUCUGAGAGAUUUACUCAUGGUUCCGCUGCAGAGGGUCCUCAAGUAUCACCUGCUGUUACAGGAGCUGAUGAAGCACACAGUCGACCCCAUGGACAAGGACAACCUCUGCACGGCUCUUGAUGCCAUGAGAGACCUGGCGCAGUAUGUGAAUGAGGUGAAGCGAGACAACGAGAUCAUCAGACAGAUCACCACUUUCCAGUUGUCUAUAGAAAACAUGACUCAAUCUCUGGCGCUGUACGGUCGUCCUAAAAUUGAUGGCGAGCUGAAGGUGUGCAGCACAGAGAAGAAGUCUAAGCAAGACAGGUACGCCUUCCUCUUUGACAAAGCCGUGUUUAUAUGUAAGAAGAAGAGCGGCGAGACGUUCGAGCUCAAACACACCAUUGAGCUACAUCACUACCAGUUACGAGAUGAACCCGCACCAGAGAAGGAUAAUAAAAAGUGGUCACAUUUGUUCCUUCUACUCGACUGCUACGGGAGGUGUGGGUACGAUUUCUUUUUCAAAACCAGAGAACUGAAGAAGAAAUGGUUGGAACAGUUUGAGAUGUCGCUGUCAAAUAUCUGUCCUGAGAACUCCACGGCCAACAACCACGACUUCCAGAUGCACUGCUUUGAGGAAACCACCUCCUGCAAAGCCUGUUCCAUGCUGUUACGAGGGACAUUUUUCCAGGGGUACCGCUGCACUCGCUGUAAGAUGGCGGCACAUAAAGAGUGUUUAGGCAGAGUCCCUGCAUGCGGACGCAACUCAGAUCAUUCAGGCACUUUGAAGAAGAAUCGGACACAAAGAGCCUCCGGUCUUACCAGCGUUGGACGUCCUAAGAUGGAGGUGUACCAGGAGUAUUACGGCUUGCCGCCACCUCCUGUAGGCUUCGGCCAACCACUUCAGCUCUGCAGAGGUGACAUCAUCGAACUGACGCAGGCCGAACCGGACCUGGCGUGGUGGGAGGGAAGGAAUUUGACAAUUGGUCAAAUGGGAUGGUUCCCCUCAAACAGGGUGCAGCCCUAUAUCUCCAGGCCGACACCUGACCUGUCCGGCUUCCACUGGUUUGCAGGAAACAUGGACCGCAAUGCUGCUAAAACCCUUCUAAUGCCCCGAUCUGAUGGAACCUUCCUCGUGCGGCAGAAAGACGGAGGAGAAUUUGCCAUCAGUGUCAAGUUCAACAUGGACAUCAGACACAUUAAGAUCACUUCUUUCGAAGGCCUGUUCCGCAUCAAUGACAAAAAAGCAUUCAAGGGUUUAGUCGAGAUGAUUCAGUUUUAUCAGGAGAACUCUUUAAAGGAGUGUUUCAAAGAAGUGGACACCAUGCUGCAUACACCGUAUAAACAACCAGAGCACAGUGGCUCCUCUAACAGCACGCCAAAUACCACACCAGGAGGCAGCAUGCGGAGUUUUGGCGUAGCAAGAGCCAGAUAUGAUUUCUCAGCCAGGGAUCGCUCGGAGCUGUCGCUGCGGGAAGGAGACACCAUCAAAAUCCUCUCCAAGAAGGGUCAGAGCGGCUGGUGGAAGGGAGAAGUGUACGGCCGGGUGGGAUUAUUUCCAGCCAACUAUGUGGAAGAGGAAUCCUCAGAUUACUGCUGACAUGGAUGGACAGGAUGCGCGGACAUUCGUCCAAGUCCGGUUAGCAUUAGUUGCAAUAAAACCAAAUGAACCAGUAUGGAUGUGUGCAGGUGAACAUAGAGAUAUUUGUAAUGUAAUAACUAGCACUGUGAAUAAAUGUUUAUCCAGCUAACUGGAGGAGAUUGUGCUUCAAGUAUGUACAGCUAGAGGGCGCUCAGAGUUCAUUCUCACACGAUUAAAAUCAGCUUCAGACUUGAAACUCUGGCAGGCAAAUGGAGGUACGAGACUGGUACCCAUAGCCGACAUGGCUGCAGGUAUGAGACUCAUCAGUAGCUGAAGUGGCUACAGGUGUAAGACUCAUAUCCCGAGCCAACAAGGCUACAGGUGCAAGACUCUUAUACUCUAAUGAACGUGUGCACAGAUAAGGCUUCAAAACGGAUGUGGUUACAGGUACGAGACUUGUAUCCCCAGCUGACGUGGCUACUGGUACCAGACAGGUGCCAGACCCAUGCAAUCACAGGUACUGGACUUGUAUACCAGACAUGUGGACACAGGUAAGAGACGUUCCUGCACAGUGGCACUUUCUGAAGGGCUAUGAUAGAACCCAGUAGGGCAAAGGGUAUUGCAGUAUUGUUAAUUUAUGAACAUUUAUUAGGAUUAUGCAGCGUGAGCGAUCUGAAACUGCUAUCUGGUGGUGCACUGACAUGAAAGUUGUGUAGGAAUGAUGUUUUCCAGUGUGUCAGUUUAUAACAGUCAUUGUUACACUGACAUGGCACCUUGAACUGAUAAUGGGCCAUACUUAAAACCAUGGUUAGCCUUGGCAUAGGUGGUUACAUCAACAAUUGCUAAUGGUUACCAGAAAGCUUUAAUCCCGCGUAAACACAUCAUGAGCAUGUUACCAAUAGAUGCUAAACAUUUGCAAUUUGUGGCAGGCGCUAAACCAGAUGUUUUCAGUGAUAGAACUUUGGAACAUUCUGUCACACAGUAAAUGAUGUUUACUGUAAAUUCAUCAAAGUGUUUCAAAAAUUGUCACACAAACAUUUUAAGUUCCCCCCCCCCAAAAAAAUAUUUUUUUGCUGUUAAUUUAAACAUUUGGAAAUAUUAUACAAAAAUGCUUUGUUUGCCUUCAUUUCUGAACAAAUUUGCACCUAUGUAGUUAAAAUAAGGGGUGCCAAAAAUCUAACAAAUACCGUAACUUAAAGCAUAUCCACCUACAAAUUAAAAAUGUGUACGCGUUUACCACAAAACGUACACAUGCACUUUAACUGCAGCAUUGACACAUUUUACAGAGCCAAAUUUGCAGAAAAUUCUGCAGAAAUAUAAAGUGAAAGAAACAUCAGACUUUCCUGUGUUGGACAAAAGCUGAGCGCUUGAAAUGCUGCUCUUCAAAACUGUGCAGCUGUAUCUGCCACUAGGUGGCAGCAUAGGAUUACCUGAGAGACAAGCUCGGAAUGAAAGUAUCAAUGAUUUGAUUGAUUAUACUCAGAUACAACAAAGUGCUGUCUGUGUAUUUUCACCGUGACACUCACACUCGUG
Molecule: messenger RNA, 4248 nt
Organism: Thalassophryne amazonica
Lineage: Eukaryota; Metazoa; Chordata; Actinopteri; Batrachoidiformes; Batrachoididae
Product: proto-oncogene vav-like
Exons: 29
Coding region: 199-2733 (844 amino acids)
Biological process (GO): regulation of GTPase activity; cell migration; intracellular signal transduction
Cellular component (GO): cytoplasm
Molecular function (GO): guanyl-nucleotide exchange factor activity; protein binding
Source: RefSeq, a predicted model, not a curated record